This is a messenger RNA of Tupaia belangeri chinensis (Chinese tree shrew), 1590 nucleotides long. It is a transcript of the gene STK25, whose product is annotated as serine/threonine kinase 25. Gene Ontology annotation, biological process: protein phosphorylation. NCBI's taxonomy places the organism in Eukaryota, Metazoa, Chordata, Mammalia, Scandentia, Tupaiidae. Gene Ontology annotation, molecular function: protein serine/threonine kinase activity; ATP binding. The transcript has 10 exons. Gene Ontology annotation, cellular component: cytoplasm; Golgi apparatus. The record is from RefSeq and is a predicted model, not a curated record. Bases 251 to 1246 code for a protein of 331 amino acids.
UUCCCGAGUGGACCCUGAGGAGCUCUUCACCAAGCUCGACCGCAUCGGCAAGGGCUCGUUCGGGGAGGUAUACAAGGGCAUCGACAACCACACCAAGGAGGUGGUGGCCAUCAAGAUCAUCGACCUGGAGGAGGCGGAGGACGAGAUCGAGGACAUCCAGCAGGAGAUCACCGUGCUCAGCCAGUGCGACAGCCCCUACGUCACCCGCUACUUCGGCUCCUACCUGAAGAGCACCAAGCUGUGGAUUAUCAUGGAGUACCUGGGCGGCGGCUCUGCGCUGGACCUGCUGAAGCCGGGCCCCCUGGAGGAGGCCUACAUCGCCACCAUCCUGCGCGAGAUCCUGAAGGGCCUGGACUACCUACACUCAGAGCGCAAGAUCCACCGGGACAUCAAAGCUGCCAACGUGCUGCUCUCGGAGCAGGGGGACGUGAAGCUGGCGGACUUCGGGGUGGCGGGGCAGCUCACGGACACCCAGAUCAAGAGGAACACGUUCGUGGGCACCCCCUUCUGGAUGGCGCCUGAGGUCAUCAAGCAGUCGGCCUAUGACUUCAAGGCCGACAUCUGGUCCCUGGGGAUCACAGCCAUCGAGCUGGCCAAGGGGGAGCCGCCCAACUCUGACCUGCACCCCAUGCGCGUCCUGUUCCUGAUCCCCAAGAACAGCCCACCUGCACUGGAGGGCCAACACAGCAAGCCCUUCAAGGACUUCGUGGAGGCCUGCCUCAACAAGGACCCACGAUUCCGGCCCACGGCCAAGGAGCUCCUCAAGCACAAGUUCAUCACACGCCACACCAAGAAGACCUCCUUCCUCACCGAGCUCAUCGACCGCUACAAGCGCUGGAAGUCGGAGGGCCACGGUGAAGAGUCCAGCUCCGAGGACUCUGACAUCGAUGGCGAGGCUGAGGAUGGGGAACAGGGCCCCGUCUGGACGUUUCCCCCCACCAUCCGGCCCAGUCCACACAGCAAGCUGCACAAGGGGUCAGGCCUGCACGGCUCACAGAAGCCCUCGGAGCCCGUCAAGAGACAGCCGCGGUCCCAGUGUCUGUCCACGCUGGUCCGGCCUGUCUUCGGAGAGCUCAGAGAGAAGCACAAGCAGGGUGGCGGUGCGGGGGCGCUGCAGGAGCUGGAGAACGCCUUCAGCCUGGCCGAGGAGUCCUGCCCUGGCAUUGCAGACAAGCUCGUGGUGCACCUGGUGGAACGCGUGCAGCGGUUUUCACAUAACAGAAACCACCUGACGUCGACCCGCUGAAGCGUCGUGGCCACGCCAAGGGCUGCAGAGAGCCAGGCCGGCGUGGGAGGCCCUGUGCUGUGCGGUGACUGCGAGGACGCCUCAGCCUGCUGCCUACGUGCCAGCCCAUGUCCCCUCCUGCCCCCGCAGCGGGCGGCCCACCUUCCCGUGGGGACUCGCGGGCAGCCCGGCUGGGGUGGGCAUAGGUUGGCCUGCGUUAACCAGGUUCCUUCCCGUAAGUGCUCGUGUCACCCAGGAUGUGUCUGAGAAAACCGAACUGCUGUCUCCUGGAGCACUGUGGUGCCGCGUGCGUGUCCACAGAGCGCUGAAAGGCCUCGCCCCUUUCAAUAAACACCUGACUUGGA